AUGCUUCGCUUCGACCAGCCGGAGGCGUUUUCACCAACAAUCCCACGCACGUGUGUCCGAUUUGCUACGUUCGCAGACAAUAAGCGCGAUGAGUGUCCGCCGGCGGCCAAGGGGCGCUCCAACGGGGCGCAGUUGCGGUGCAUCGGCCUCGCGGAUGAAUAUCCGGUGUCGCUGUCCUUCGCCACGGAAUGGCUUGUAAUUCUCAUCAAAUCAGUGACAAUUGAUUCCCCGACUAAAUUCAUCACAUUCAAUUCAUUCCUUCAACUGAGAAGACACAACUUCUGCCUCUCUCUGGCCAUUGACUUCUUCUCCAACCAUUCUCAUCCCAUCAGCGAAGCCUGCGACUUCACUCUCACCCCGGAAAUCCUCCCCUGCAUCCGAAACACCUUCCAGAUUUGCCCAAGAACUGAGCAAUCGACGAAGAAGCCUCGCCUGAAGUACAACCAAGACUUUCUCCUCCAAUGCUUGGGCUGGACUGAAGAGCCUCUGUAUCUCUGCUCUCCUCCCAGGAUCUCUGUUGAUGACAAAACUCCCGAUAUUCAGCUGAGGAAGAUGGAAGGGAAGUCCCAGAACUACCAUCGCUGGAAGUUUGUUCAUCCGGAUCCGGAAGAGAGACUUGAAAUGGAAGGAGAGAACAUUCCUUACAAUUCUCCAGUGCUUCUUGUUCACAGUGCAAGCAAUCGAGUGGCAACUAAUCGAGGAGUGUUUGCUAGGACGAUUUUCGGCAAAGAAGAAAAGGUUUCUUUGGUGUAUCAUAAUCUCAAUGCAAAGAAGUGUAACGCGAAGGAAGACACUUGGAUCAUUCCAUCAUUCUAA
Phlebotomus argentipes is the source of this 816-nucleotide messenger RNA. RefSeq names its product cilia- and flagella-associated protein 161-like. The transcript is spliced from 3 exons. Gene Ontology annotation, biological process: cilium assembly. The record is from RefSeq and is a predicted model, not a curated record. Lineage: Eukaryota; Metazoa; Arthropoda; Insecta; Diptera; Psychodidae. Gene Ontology annotation, cellular component: motile cilium. Bases 1 to 816 code for a protein of 271 amino acids.